AUGGCUCGCUGGAUUUUGCUUUUACCGUAACGGAUUUCGCAUUGCUCGUUCAUGGCCUAUUCAUCAUCCAGUAUGGAUGUCCAACAACAACUAGAAGAAAUACGUCGGCAGAUCUCCACCUCACAUGUUUUACUGAAGAGCAACCACGAAAAACGUUUUGGUCCUGUGGAGACUCAAAGUGAACCAAUGAUGGCCAUCGACAUUUCCCCUCUACAACUUACCAUUCCUGCUACUUUCCAUGAAUACGUGGAACUUCAUCUCUACUCUUUCCGCACUCGUGAAAUCCUAGCCUGUCGACUUGAGGAAAUGAUACAGGACUACGCUAACCAGUUCGACUGUUCCUGGCGUAAACUUGCACAAACUCCUGCUCCACGACUUCGAUCACUAUUACCGGAUGUCAUAGAGAAGCUUCGAAACGGUCUGCAGUAUCAUUUCGAAAAUCAGGGACUCCCCGCAAUUAUGGAGAAGGUCAAAGAAUUUGCCAAAGAACACCCACGCCCUACGAGUACCACACCCCCACCCCCACCUCGCCAAUCCUCCAUCCCAGCAUACGAAGCACCCGUCCCAUUCAACAACGAAUACACCCCCAUCCUCGAAACCUACUUCCAAUACGACCCCUACCCCACCUCUCGAGACCGCCAGAUCAUCGCCGAGCGCUCGGGUAUGACACGGCGGCAGAUCGAAGUUUGGUUCCAAAACCACCGCCGCACCGCACGUCAAUCCGGCAUAACCCUCCCAGCCAAACGCCCCCCCGGGGCCAUCGCGCCGCCGGGGUUGGACGUCCCGUUUGGUGUUGGGCAAGGUCAGGGAGGUCAAGGAGGUCAAGGUCAAGGUCAAGGAGGACAAGGAGACGGACAAGGACAAGGACAAGGACAAGACCAGUCAAGUGGGGAGAAGAAGAGAAGAAAAGCAAGAAUGUUGGACAUGUUUAACAUAAAUUCCAAAGGUUCCUCAUCCAUCUCCCCUGGGAGUGUGAGUGGGAGUGGGAGUGGACAAGGUAUGACACCAGACGACCCGAUCCAAAUCGACGGUGUACCUUCCUCCAUGACGACGUCGAUGAUGAUGAUCUCAGAGAAUUGCGACGACGAAAGUCGAAUGGGAAUGACAUUAACGAAUGCCGGGCACGGCAUCUCCAUCCUCGAACCCAUCGACGUCGUGGAAAGGAUGGUGAGAGAGAAAGAACGAAAAGCGGUAGAAGAAGAGAUGAGGGAGGAGAGGAAGAAGUAUUUGAGUGUUAUCGCUCCUGCUUCUUUCAAUCAGGAUAGUCACCCUAUCUCGACAACGACGACGACGAACCCACUUGAUUCCCCACUCCCGUCUUCCACAUCAGACACGCUGUUCCCAGCUCCGUUCACUCGUCCCCCGGCUCAUCUUCAAUUUCGAUAUCGCGUCGCACCCGCCGCGGCGUCUUCCUCGUCGUCGUCGUCUUCGUCCUCUACACCUACCACUGCACCCACACCUCCACCUACAAAUGCAGCGUUCUCCCCCUCCAACGACACCGACCCCCCUAUCACCGGAACCGUGCGCCCCAUCCUCCCUCCCCCAACAUGGACCCGUCUCGCUCCUCCCACAUCCUACCAAGUCCCUCCUCCUCCCACUUCCACCACUCCCUCUACCCAUCCCUCUACCCAUCCCUCUACCCAUCCCUCUACCCAUCCCUCUACUAAACCCAAGAAGAAAUCCAAACGCCCAACAAAGGAAGAACUCCGCCUCCUCGACGAAUCCAAACGCCUUCUCGAGAUCGACGAGGCGAUCAUGAUGAAACGAUUGUGGUUUUGCAGUUUCGACGAUAGAGUGGAGAGCGGGACGAUUAGAGCCCAGGGGGGGGUGUCGACGUAUGAGUCGAUUGCGGGUGGGGUGGUUGAGAGGGAGAAAAAUACGGUUUCCGCAAACUCAAACUCAAACUCAAAUAAACCCAAAUCCCCCACAGCCACAUCCAAAGCCAAAUCAAUCCUCCAAAAACUCGGCGUGGGACUCGACGCCGCGACGUGUGCGUAUACCUAUGUCUUGCCGAAGGCCCCGUUUUGGGCGUUGGUGAGGGAUGGGGGGAGGGGGGAGGGGUGUUUUUCUACUUCGUCUUCGUCCUUGUCGGCUUCGUCGGCUUCGUUUUCCUCCGGGUCUGACUCGUCGGCUUCCUUGUCUUCCUUGUCUUCCUCGCGUGACUCGUCUUCGUCGUUUGACUCGUCGAUGUCAUCUAACUCCCCCUCCUCCUCCCCGCCGACACCCUCCUCCCCCCCAACAACACCCCCACCCCCAACCCCAACACCACACGAAUUCCCCCUAUCCGUAUCCCUAUCCGUACCCUCAUCCCACAAACCCACCCGAAAGGGGCUCAAGAAACCAGCUGCGCUCGGUCCGAAACGGAGGCCGCGGAAUGCGCCGAGUGGAAGUAGGAAUGCGACGGGGGGGUUCACGGAAUUCGCGACGCCUGCGUCGUUGAAUGUGAGAGAGAGUGCGAAAGGGAAAGGAAAAGGGAAAGCCAAGGCUACCUCCUUUGAUAGAGACGAGUCUACCUCUUUCUUUCCCUCCACCUCCUUCUCUUCCUCCUCAUCAUCUUCAUCCUCUACCUCCUCCUCCGCCUCCUCCCACUCCUCCUCUUCCUCCUCCGCUUCAUCCUCCUCUACCUCAUCCUCCGCUUCAUCCUCAAUAAUAAUCCCCCAAGGCUUCCCAGACGGAUUCACCCCGUUCUCGAAUAACGCGAUGGCGGGGUAUUAUGAUUUUGGGUUUGGGGGGCGACCUUCCUCUUCGUCAGCAUCGUUGUCGUUAGAGUCGCAGUCGCAGUCGGAAUCAUCACAGUCGCAGUCGGAAUCACAGUUACAAGCACAAUCGCAACGAGACCAGAUAGGGUUCACGUAUGCGUUUGGGAAUCCUUAUCCUACCACCGGCACCUCCAUUCCCUCCUCCUCCACCUCUUCUUCCACCUCCACCUCUUCUUCCACCAACACCACCUCCACCGUUCCCACCAACACCACCACCUCCUCCUCCACCGCCGCUGUUGCUGACACCACCAACACCUCCGCUAACGGCCACGUUGACCUUACCGCCACCGCCCACAACGAGAUCGACGUCCAAGGUAUCGACAUGAACAUGCUCAAUGCUUUGUUCAGCGGGGAUCUUGGUGGGGCUCGCGUUGGGGGGGGUGGAUCUGUUGGGGGUGUUGGGAGUAUCGGAAACGGUGUCGGAAGCGUUGGGAGUGUCGGAAAUGGUGUUGGGGGUGGUGUUGGAAGCGUUGGAAGUGGUGUUGGGAGUGACGGAAGCGUCGGAAGUGCGGGGACGAACCCGUACUUGAACCCUAUGACGAUGAACAUGGGGUCUCUCGCUUCCGGGUCGAUUGGUUCAAGUGGGAUGGCGGCGAUAGCUGCGUUCGGGGGUAUGGCUGCGAUGAAUGCUGGGAUGAAUAUGGGGAUGGGGAUGGGUGUGGGUAUGGGUAUAGGAGGUAUAGGAAUGGGGAUGAGUGGGAUGGGUGGUAUAGGAGGUAUAGGAGGAGGGAUGGGGAUAGGAGGUAUGGGUGGAUGGUCUUCUUCGUGA
This is a messenger RNA of Lentinula edodes (shiitake mushroom), 3528 nucleotides long. RefSeq lists its product as uncharacterized. The coding region runs from base 52 to 3528 and encodes 1158 amino acids. Gene Ontology annotation, molecular function: DNA-binding transcription factor activity, RNA polymerase II-specific; DNA binding. The transcript is spliced from 4 exons. Gene Ontology annotation, biological process: regulation of DNA-templated transcription. NCBI's taxonomy places the organism in Eukaryota, Fungi, Basidiomycota, Agaricomycetes, Agaricales, Omphalotaceae. The record is from RefSeq and is a predicted model, not a curated record.